Molecule: messenger RNA, 1497 nt
Organism: Chelmon rostratus (copperband butterflyfish)
Lineage: Eukaryota; Metazoa; Chordata; Actinopteri; Chaetodontiformes; Chaetodontidae
Gene: drg2
Product: developmentally regulated GTP binding protein 2
Exons: 14
Coding region: 141-1235 (364 amino acids)
Biological process (GO): cytoplasmic translation
Cellular component (GO): cytoplasm
Molecular function (GO): GTPase activity; GTP binding
Source: RefSeq, a predicted model, not a curated record
AUUUGCCUUACAGUGUCUUGUUUCACCCGGACCUUUAAUGGGCACGGACCCUGUUCCGGUUUGUGAUGUCAGUGAAGUGUGCAUGCCUCGGAGUGUAGCAUCUGUCAAAGUUGUAGCUGUAGCUCAGCUGAACUGCCACAAUGGGGAUCUUGGAGAAAAUCGCGGAAAUAGAGAGAGAAAUCUCUCGGACACAGAAAAACAAAGCCACUGAGUAUCAUCUGGGUUUGCUCAAAGCCAAGCUAGCCAAGUACAGAGCUCAGCUCCUGGAGCCCUCCAAGUCAGCGGGGGCCAAAGGCGAGGGCUUCGAUGUCAUGAAAUCAGGAGAUGCUCGUGUUGCUCUUAUUGGUUUCCCGUCUGUGGGUAAGUCCACCUUCCUUAGUUUGAUGACAUCAACCGCCAGUGAAGCUGCUUCCUAUGAGUUCACUACCCUCACCUGCAUACCUGGCGUCAUAGAGUACAAAGGGGCCAACAUCCAGUUGCUAGAUCUGCCAGGAAUCAUUGAGGGUGCUGCUCAAGGUAAGGGUAGAGGUCGGCAGGUCAUUGCUGUUGCCAGGACAGCGGACGUCGUCAUCAUGAUGUUGGAUGCCACCAAAGGAGAUGUUCAGAGAGAACUUCUAGAAAAAGAGUUGGAGUCAGUGGGCAUCAGACUCAACAGGACAAAACCAAAUAUUUAUUUCAAGCCCAAGAAAGGUGGCGGCCUCUCCUACAACUCCACAGUCCCUCUCACUCACUGCUCAGAGAAGCUCGUUCAGCUCAUCCUUCACGAAUACAAAAUCUUUAACGCAGAAGUCCUCUUCAGGGAGGACAGCACACCAGACGAGUUCAUCGAUGUCAUCGUUGGGAACAGAGUUUACAUGCCUUGCCUAUAUGUGUACAAUAAGGUGGAUCAAAUCUCCAUCGAGGAGGUGGACCGCCUGGCUCGCAGACCUAACAGUGUUGUCAUCAGUUGUGGCAUGAAGCUGAAUCUGGAUUACCUUCUAGAGACGUUGUGGGAGUACCUGGCUCUGAUUUGCAUUUACACUAAGAAAAGAGGAGAGCGCCCAGACUUUAAUGAUGCCAUCAUCAUGAGAAGAGGAGCAAGUGUAGAACAUGUGUGCCAUCGAAUCCACAGAACCUUAGCCAGCCAGUUCAAAUACGCCCUGGUGUGGGGAACCAGUACCAAGUACAGCCCUCAGAGGGUCGGCCUGACACACAUCAUGGAGCACGAGGACGUCAUCCAGAUAGUUAAGAAGUAAAACUUCCGAUUGGACGGAGAGACUGAGCGGGAGGAGGCACGCCUUUGUCAGAGGAGUUAUAGCGAAAGGAAAUUUCCUGUACAGUAGAUAUACAGAAAUGAAAAAUAGCCGCCAUUCUUAUUUUGUAUAUGAAAAUCAACAAAACACAGUGAGAGAGACAGGCCAGAUUUGAGUUUGUGGACAGGAGGUGGUGAUUUUACCUUUUGAUUAAGAUACAGAAGCUACAUUGAUUGAGGGAGAAAAUGGGGUAAAAAGAAUAAAG